Rangifer tarandus platyrhynchus (Svalbard reindeer) is the source of this 372-nucleotide messenger RNA. NCBI's taxonomy places the organism in Eukaryota, Metazoa, Chordata, Mammalia, Artiodactyla, Cervidae. The record is from the annotation of a GenBank genome assembly.
AUGCCCACCAUCUCCACCAAAUCCUCCGGAGGGCCCCUCCACGUUCCCGGAUCUAGAAGACUCGUAUUUCCCCCAAAGCCCCUCCUCUCUCCCGCCUUCCUGCCUUUGCACCCGAGCUUAGGAUACCUCUCUGUAAACGCCCGCCAUUCCUUCCCUACCCUGACCUCCCCGGCUCUCACUGACCAGGUCUCUGGCCCCCAGUCUCCUCCUGUCCCCGGGGCACCCCUCUGCGCCCCCAGCACAGCGCCCAUCACCUUAAAUGACCAGGGCUGUCUGCCUGGCUCACCUGCUCCCACUGAGGAGUCGGGCUUGGCGGGUCUGGCCGGUAGCUGGCACCGUGAAGCAUCCCCUGACGACCUAGCUGAGCCCUAG